This is a messenger RNA of Ceutorhynchus assimilis (cabbage seed weevil), 738 nucleotides long. Lineage: Eukaryota; Metazoa; Arthropoda; Insecta; Coleoptera; Curculionidae. The record is from the annotation of a GenBank genome assembly.
AUGUCUAUUUCUAUUAAUGUCUUUUUGCAGCACGAAGACAAACAGCAAGUUCAGCAACUUCUAGCAGUGUAUAAUCAAGCAAAAACAAAAUAUGAAGAGCAAAGUAGUGACUUAGAAAAAAAUCCUCUUGUAAUUUUAGAAGGACUUGAUGGUUCUGGAAAAACUUCCAUGACCAAGCAGCUGGCUAAAAAAUUCAAAGCCGAGAAGAGAUGCACUCCUCCAGAAUCCAUAAGAGAUUUACGAGACUACUUCGAUAAAGAAUUAACAUUGAGGCCGGCUUACUAUUCUUUGGGAAACUACAUAGCUGCUCUGGAAAUUUUAUGUGUAUUGCCUGAGAAUGCUGUAGUCAUGGAUAGAUACUGGCACUCGACAACUGCCUAUGCAUUAGCACAAGGUGUAGCCGAUCGCCCCUCGGAACUGGAAUUACCAAAUCCUUCCGAUGAAAUUUAUAAAUGGCCAGAUGAUUUGUUGAAGCCGGACAAGGUGAUUUUUUUGAAUGUGAGUGAAGAAAUGCGAUUGGAACGACAUUCAAGAAGGGCUGCUGCUUUGGUGACUACCCAAGAAAAUUUAUUGAAAGAUAAUGUGAAGUUUAGAGGAGACGUGAUUCAAGCAUACAAAAAUAUGCGCGAGCCUGCAGUUACCAUUAUCAAUGGAGACGGAUCAUUUGGAGUUACUCUUUUUAAACUCAAAAAUAAUCUUAAGUCUUUAUUAGAGAAAAAUGUAAGCGGCGAUGUUUGA